This is a messenger RNA of Miscanthus lutarioriparius, 921 nucleotides long. NCBI's taxonomy places the organism in Eukaryota, Viridiplantae, Streptophyta, Magnoliopsida, Poales, Poaceae. The record is from the annotation of a GenBank genome assembly.
AUGGCGGCCAUGGUGGCGGCGGCGGCGGCGCUGCCGCUGCUAGCGGAUGGCGCGUACGUAGACUGCUACAACUACUGCUUCAACGACUGCAUCUCCAAGGACAAGUCCAUGAGAGACUACUGCAGCUACGCCUGCGACAAGACCUGCGCGCCCGACGGCGCGCUCUGGCGCCCCAUCGCCGGACUCCCCAUAAACAGCCAACUCGCCUGCGUCAGGGACUUCUGCCACCGUCGUCGUGAAGAUGGCAACGACAUGAAGGCCUGCUACGGGCAGUGCUACGACCGCUGCGAGACCAAGGCCGGGCUGCCGAGGCCUCUCCGCGCAGGCCGCGGCGCUGUCCGGCCGGCGGCGUUGCCGGACCACCCAUUCCACGAGAAGCAGGACAUGGUCCGGCCGGCGGCUUUGCCGGACCACCCAUUCCACAAGAAGCAGGACGCUGUCUGGCCGGCGUCGUUGCCUGACCAUCCAUUCCACAAGAGGCAGGACGCUGUUCUGCCCGCGGCGUUGCCCGAUCACCCAUUCCACAAGAAGCAGCAGGACGCUGUCUGGCCGGCGGCAUUGCCCGAUCACCCAUUCCACAAGAACCAGGACGCUGUUCGGCCGGCGGCGUUGCCGGACCACCCAUUCCACAAGAAGCAGGACGCUCUCUGGCCGGCGGCGUUGCCUGACCAUCCAUUCCACAAGAGGCAGGACGCUGUUCUGCCCGCGGCGUUGCCCGAUCACCCAUUCCACAAGAAGCAGCAGGACGCUGUCUGGCCGGCGGCAUUGCCCGAUCACCCAUUCCACAAGAAGCAGGACGCUGUUCGGCCGGCGGCGUUGCCGGACCACCCCUUCCACAAGAUGCACGAUGCGGUCAGGCCGUCAGGAGAGACGGAUCCAGGACACGUCAUCUCUCCGGCAUGGGGCCCCGUCCACCCCUAA